UGUUAACCACCAGUUGAUAUAUGAUAGCAGGCAAAGUCGCGUUCGCAUAUACGAAUACCUAGGAAUGGCGCCGCUGGAUGAUUAGAAGACUCGAAACUGCCAGUAUCGAAACUUACCAAAUCUCAACCAACUUACAAUGGUUCUCGAAGCUCCGGACCCAAAGACGUUCUCGUCUUGGGAGGAUGCAUUCCGCUACCCUACCCCCGCCGUGAGGCAUAUGGAGCUUCAGCUGCGGGGAGAUUUGGGUGCGACAAGGGAGAAACUACGGGGAAUGGUCGGGGCGAGCUAUCGUGAUCUACUGGGCACGGCGGAGAACAUUAUCGAAAUGGAUCAGCAAAUGCAUAAUGUUGAGAGGCACUUUGGCGAUAUUACUAGAAAAUGCGAUUCGCGUUCGUUCUCGAGACUUGGGAAGAACUACGGAAAGUGGAAUGCAACUGUCAAAACAGAUGAUCGAAAUAGAUAUGCGUUGACAUCGCAACUGGCGCUUUUGCAGAGCUUCCCUGGGCUCAUCUCCCAAAUGCUCCGGCAAGGUGACUCGAUACUUUUGGCUGCCAAAUUAUUGGUGCUGUCGCGGCUACUACAUAAAUCACUCUCCAACGAGAACAAUACUCCUCCACUUGCGGAUACGUUGCGCAAUCGAUUAGCAUCUCUACGGCGGAGCAUUCUCAGUCGGAUCGACCGCCAACUUUCCAGCCUCACGGCCAGCACUACCUCGAUAGUCGAAAGCAUGUGUGCAUUUUCCUUGGCAACGAGCUCGACGCCAACAGACGUCUUGCGCCAUUUCCAACAUAUCCGUCUUCGCGGAAUCUCUGCCCGCUUGGAAUUAGACUCUCAGGGUCGAGCGGAUGUACUGGGAGCACUCAGUCUCUUCAUUCGAACACUCGAAGAUGUCCAGACCAUUAUGCCGUCUCGGCUAGCGGAUACAUUGAAAAAGAUCAAGUCUCAACCGAUCCUCAGUUCUCCCGACGUCGAGUCGCUGUUGGAGUUAAAUCUGGAUAUCCAUGGCAAAUGGGUGGCCGAGGAGGUGAAGAAUUUCGUUCCCUGGAUCCGACACGAUGACCUGAAGGAAGAUCAAGCAAAAGCGAUACAACGUGAAUGGUCGAAGAAGGCAUUCGGCGUGUUCCUUGACGGGUUGAAAACAGCCGCCGCUGGACGCAAGGACUUGAAAAGCCUUGUUGAAAUGCGCCAGGAAGUUCUCAGCAAUUGGCUCCGAAAUCGCACCAGGGUCCCUGGGUUGGGUGGACUCUCGCUGCUAGAAAGUCUCCGAGCUGCACUCAAUGACCAGCUCACUCACCUGGUCCGACUACGCGCGAGCAGGUUACACUUGGUACAAACCGAAAUCUCAGCCAUACUUGCUGAUGGUCCCACUGCCCUUUCGUCGUGUCCAUCUCUGUGGGACGAAUCAAUGAUCACAAUGGAUUUCAGCAACGGCGCCGUGGCUUUCAAGCAAGCCAUUCUCGACCGGAGCUCUGGCCGUAGCGACGCCGUCUUGCGCGUGCUGCGGAGCUACGAAAGCUGGCUGAGUCUGGUCGACGAAGCAAGGAUCAUGAUCAAGAAGCUCCGAGAUAUCCGCUGGGACGACGAUCUCGAUCUAUACGCCGCAACCGAAGACGAGUUCGAAUCCGAUGCAAUACAAUCGUUACUUAGCGACGAAGAUCCGACUGUAUUCGAAACCGCUCUCACGCAAUCAUUGCAAACCGCAUUUGGUGAAUUCGAGAAGAGCAUUGACGCUGCUGUGACUUCUCUUUUGACCACUACCACUUCUACCGCCAACAAUUCAGAUCCCAAAGGCCAACAGACCAUUUUCAUCAUCCGCAUUGUCCGCGAACUCCGCCACAAGACGCUCGCACACGCCGACUACUCGUCAGAAUCUUUCGCCACUCCCGUCAUCAUCUCCCGCCUGCUCACCUCCCUCGCUCAAACUACAAUUGGCACCACGACUCUCCGCCCACUGCACCGCUUUGCGAAAAAAGCCACCACCAAUCCCCGGGAAUUGCUCCUCCAAUCGCAAAUCCUCUGGGAAGGCAGCGCUAGCCCACCGCAAUCAUUACCCGUGCAGCCGUCGCCCGAGAUAUUCAAAGUCCUGCACAGACUGUCCACGUCCAUGGCCAGUCUUGGCGGCGAUCUCUGGAACCCCGCCGCCUCGUCUGUGCUCAAGCAGUCUGUUAGUAGACGCGUAGAGGAGAUUCUUGGCCCCGUGGUGGAUGAGUUGGCGGUAGUUUCCGCGUCGCAAGGUACAUCCGUGGAACGCACUACGGGAGUAUCUCGCCAAGACCGCGCUGAGAGGUCUGAAGAAACUGAAGGAUCUAGAGUAUUAUCGAGCCCCGUUGCGCCGGAGAGCAACGAAGCGCGUUCAAGUACUGAGAAACCUGAGAAACCUGAGACACCUAACAGUACCGUACAGACUAACGGCACACUGCAUCCCGAUGAUAUUACCCUGCGAAAAGAACUUUUAAAACAAGUCCUUUUCGACGUGACAUAUCUCCAACGCGCCUUGACUCCUUCAUCACCAUCCCUCUCAUUAUCCCCAUCGCCAUUAUCCCCAUCGCCAUUAUCCCCCUCGUCAUCACCAUCGUCAUCCUCCCCCCCGCCAGACAUUCCUCCUCAUUCUCUCGAAGCCCUGGCAGACAAGAUUAAUAAUCAUAUCCAACUCCCUGAUUCGGCAAAGGAGAGGCUACACAAGAGCGCGCAAGAGUACUGGAAGCGAACGGCCCUGUUGUUUGGGUUGUUAAGUUGAUACUCUGUGCUCUGUGCUGCGUUUGUAUUGUAUUGUAUUGUAUUGAAUUUUAUAUUAUAUUAUUUUGUUUUGUUUGGGUAGUUAAGUUGAUACUCCGUACUCUGUACCGCGU
Molecule: messenger RNA, 2849 nt
Organism: Xylona heveae TC161
Lineage: Eukaryota; Fungi; Ascomycota; Xylonomycetes; Xylonales; Xylonaceae
Exons: 3
Coding region: 137-2737 (866 amino acids)
Biological process (GO): intra-Golgi vesicle-mediated transport
Cellular component (GO): COG complex; Golgi apparatus
Source: RefSeq, a predicted model, not a curated record